AUUGUUUACUGUCAAUUAUCGUAUGUCAGUGGUUUUUAUAAAUAAAUAAUUAAAUAAUUAUCAAACAAAUUCAGUAUUUUUUUGUUCAUCAUAUAUAUUGCAAAAUGGCUUUAACACCAUUAGAAAGGCAAGAAUUGGAGCUGGAGAUGGAAAAACGAGAGUUUUGUGAGACUACUCAAAAAGUAAGGGCCGAUAUUGAAGACAAAAGUCGCUAUGGGAAUCUCACAAGAUACAUGAAUGUUCAAAGACGACAACAAGAAGAAACUAACGCCAUGCAAAAACGUAUUGAAGAUGCAGCUUUUCAUGAAAGACAGUUGGAACGAGAAACUAAUUUAUCCAGAGAAUUAGAUAAAAUUAAGAGGGAUGAAAUGAAGGAAUUACUUUUGAGGCAACAGUUGAGAGAAAACUCACACGAGUUAAGAGAUCUUGAAAGAAAGUUGAAAGCUGCAUACAUACACAAAGCCCUUAUUGCUCAAAUGGCUGAGAAAGAAGCUGAAAAAAUGAAUGAGAAGAUACAAGAAAAGAGGGCGCAAGAUAUUUUAAGGACAGUUUGGCGGGAUGAAUCAGAACUUAAAAUCAAAUUAAAACAAGAAGAUAUACUUAAAAAGGCCCAAUAUAAACGUGAACUGCAGGAUCAAAUGAUUUUGAGAGAAAAAGACAAACGAUACCACUAUGAAGAAUUUCUUAGAGAAAAGAAGAUGAUCGAUGACAUUGUUCAAAGAAUACAUGAUGAAGACGAGAGAGAAAUGCAGGAGAGAAUGUGUAAGAUGAAGAGGACACGAGAUGAAAUGAUUGCAUUUAAACAGGCUCGAGAGUUGUGGAAGAAAAAGAAAGCUGAGGAAAUUGAAGAGGAAAACAGGAGGAUACAAGAAUUUUUGACUGCUAAAGCCGCAAACAUCACAUCCUGGACGAAUGAAAGAGAAAAAAGGAACAUAAUUAAAGCCAAGAUCUCGGAAGAUAUUGCAAAACAAAUAUAUGAGGAGAGGGCCAAGAAGAAAGAAAGGGAAGAUAUCAUUCAGGAAUUGAUGGAGUUGGAGAAGAAGGAAGAGCUGGAAAGGAGAGACAAACAUGAUAUGGAAAGAUUGAUUCGACAGAGGAUAGAGAUGAAUGAAUCUCUUGCCAGACAACUGAAGGAAAAGGAAGAAAGGUCACAACAGGAAGCUAACGAGGAUGCUAGAUAUAAAGAUGAGAUGUUGGCAAAAUUAGCUGAAGAUGCAAAAUUGGAGCAGAUGUCCCAACAAAAGAGGAGAAUGAGGAUGUUACAAUUGAGAAGGGAUGUCGAACAAAUGAUGAUAGAUAGACGACAGAAAUACGCCGAAGAAAUGCAGCUGUCCAUAAAACUAAAGGAGCAGGAAGACCACGAGAUGGAAAAAAGGAGGCAAGUAAUAGAGGAAGAAAGAAUAAGAAUGUUGAAAGAGCAUGUGAAGAAUCUCGUUGGUUACUUACCAAAAGGUCUGUUAACUGCAAAUGACUUACCCCAUUUAGGAGCCGAUGUAGUGAACAAUAUAGUGCAGAACAAAAACCAGUGUUGACAAAUGACUCUGACUAUUAUGAGCUGUUAAAAUUCUCAAUGUGUAGUGGUUACACGAAUAAAUUGUGAUAUUUUCA
Molecule: messenger RNA, 1608 nt
Organism: Anoplophora glabripennis (Asian longhorned beetle)
Lineage: Eukaryota; Metazoa; Arthropoda; Insecta; Coleoptera; Cerambycidae
Product: meiosis-specific nuclear structural protein 1-like
Exons: 8
Coding region: 105-1532 (475 amino acids)
Biological process (GO): cilium organization
Cellular component (GO): motile cilium
Source: RefSeq, a predicted model, not a curated record